Messenger RNA from Juglans microcarpa x Juglans regia, 671 nucleotides. RefSeq names its product zinc finger protein 593. Gene Ontology annotation, molecular function: zinc ion binding; nucleic acid binding. Bases 148 to 507 code for a protein of 119 amino acids. The transcript has 4 exons. The record is from RefSeq and is a predicted model, not a curated record. NCBI's taxonomy places the organism in Eukaryota, Viridiplantae, Streptophyta, Magnoliopsida, Fagales, Juglandaceae.
ACAUAAAUACAAAGAAACCAUAGAGAAAUUUCUCUAUAAUACUUUCCUCGAAAUCUAGGGUUUUGCCCGAGACCAAGACCCAGAAACCUUAACUGCCCCCUUGAAGAUUCCGAGGAUCCGAACACCGCAACCCAAUAUCAGAGAGAAAUGGGAGGGAAAUGCCCACACAGACAUGUGAAAAAGAGACGCUAUUCUCACAAGACUGCUCGCCGCACCAAAUUCCUCGUCAAUGGGGACGAUAUGGUUUAUGAUGAGCUGAAGAAGUCCGACGAGGAAAGGAAGCCGUUGCCGGUUGAUGAAGACUUGCCCGGAAUGGGCCAGUAUUAUUGCAUCCACUGCGACCGAUACUUUGCGAAUGUAUCUGUGAGAGAUGAGCAUUUCAAGACAAAACGUCACAGGAAGCGUGUUAAGCAGAUGAUGGGGCCUGCACCUCAUACUCAGCUUGAUGCUGACUUGGCAUCCGGAAUGGGUAUGCCAGAUAAUGGUCCAAAGCUUAUGUCUACAUAGAUUUGUAUUUUUGAUAUAGCUGUUAGGUUAUAAGUUUGAGUUCAAAACUUUUUAUGUUGCAAUAGUGGUAUUUUUUGUUACACUUUCCAGUAUCAACAUGAAUGUAACGAUAAUCAAUUUUCCUUUCAAUUUUUUUUAAUGCCAUAUUGCAUGUUAUAUCUGCA